AUGUUUGCUGCUCUUCUAUCGAAUCUUAAUGAAUCCCAGCGCGAUGCCGUUUCUUCGCCCGCUCAGCAGCUCGCUAUUCUGGCUGGGCCUGGCAGUGGUAAAACGCACACGCUCACUUCGCGCGUCGCAUGGCUGCUCGCAUCCGGGUUACAAGCACAAAAUAUCAUUGUCGCGACGUUCACCAAGAAGGCUGCCAAUGAGAUGCAAGAGCGGAUUGGGAAGCUGCUUGGGGAUGACAGAGAGCAGAAAUUAAUUCUGGGGACGUUCCAUAGCAUUUCUGUAAGAUAUCUACGCAGCUACGGGUAUCUCAUCGGCAUCAAGAAGGGGUUUGGUGUGGCGGACCAGCAUGAUUCGGAGACCGUUAUCAAACGAAUUAUCAAGAAGAAUAACUUUAUGGCUGAUCCGAAAGCGACGAAAAAUAAGAUCAGUGACCGAAAGGCGAAAGGCGGCUGGGGCGAGAAAAUGGAAAAGGCGAUAAAGAAUAACAACAAAGAGGUGCAGCAAAUUGAUGCCAUAUACACAGAGUACGAAGCGACCCUGAAGAGUGCAAAUUUACUCGAUUUUGAUGAUCUCCUUCUGCGCUGCGUGGACCUACUCCGCGACCACCCACAGUGUGUCUCCAAUGUCGAGGCAGUAUUGAUAGAUGAGUUUCAGGACACGAACCUAGUCCAAUUUGAUCUAAUGCGCCUCAUGGCUGCAUCACGAAAGAAAGUUACUAUCGUAGGAGACCCAGACCAGAGUAUCUACGGCUUCCGGUCUGCAGAAGUCAAGAACUAUCUGAGUCUAUUACGACAAUAUCCGGAUACUAUCACCAUUUCUCUUGAGGAGAACUACCGCUCGUCCGGCGCCAUUCUGGCCGCUUCGUUAAAGAUCAUUCAACAAGAUACGAGUAGGAUCGAUAAGAGUCUGUUGGCGACGCAUACGGUGGGGACAAGGCCUGUUUUGAGAACUCUCGAGUCUGCGGAAGUUGAGGGGGACUGGAUUAUGCAUGAAAUUAGGCGCUGCGUUACCCUUACGGGCGGUUUGAUAACGUACGGCGAUGUGGCUAUUUUACUAAGAUCGGCGUAUUUAUCGCGGCAUAUCGAAACAUACCUUGGCAAAGCGGGAGUUCUGUAUCGGAUGGUUGGUGGGCGAGCAUUUUACGACCGAGUUGAGGUCAGACUUAUUCUGUACUAUCUGAGAGUGAUCAGCAACCCUGCAGACAACAAUGCUUUUGCUGAGGUUGUGAACCUUCCAAAGCGUGGCGUUGGCGAUGUAACCGUUAAAUCACUCAUCGAGGAGGCUGAUCAGAAACGGAUGUCUAUUUGGGAGUUGAUGGAAAAGGGUCCACUCGCAACCGGACUCUCAGCGAAAGCUCGAAAUGGGAUCUCACAAUUUAUGAAAAUCAUAAAGGAUGCACGGAAAAAGCUUAGUGACGAAGAAGGGCAUACGAUUGCAUCCUUGAUGAAGCAUGUCAUAGAGGCCGUAGAGCUUGAAGAUUACUUGAAAAAGACAUAUCCUGAUGAGGAGGACUACCAAUCGCGUUUGGAGAACGUGAAGGAAAUUUUGGCACUGGCGGAAGAAGCAGAUGAUCCUGAAUCGUCAGACUAUAAUGACGAGCCUCUGCCAGAAGUAGACGGCCUGGAACAAAACGAGCUUUCAACGCCUCUCUCGAAUUUUCUGGCGAAAAUAUCACUGGCGACAGACAAACGAGCGAAAGAUGCCGAAGGCGAAGACAAGCCACGGGUCACAAUCUCUACCAUUCAUGCAGCAAAGGGCUUGGAGUGGCCAGUUGUGUUUAUACCAGGAGCUUAUGAUGGCAGUAUCCCCAAUGGUAGAGCCGACGAUACAGAUGAGGAGCGAAGGCUCCUCUAUGUAGGAAUGACGCGAGCUAAGGCAUUGCUGUAUGUGAGCUACCCGCUCAUUGAUUCAAGAAGGGAGUCAACCAGGCCGUCGAAUUUCCUCACGCCAACCUCUCUUUUGCUGCACUUCGGACAGAAAGGGCCUUCAUUCAGCAAACAGAACGUCAUUCCGGAUAUCGCGGCAAUUCUUAGGCUUGGGGUACCAAAGAUUACCUUUACGCCAGACGAGCUGCCACUUCCAAGCCAAGAGGAUGAUUUGUGGCCAGAGGAUGGAACGGCAAAGGCACGCCCCCCAAAGACCUGGGAUCGGUGGGAUGGCACGGCACAGUGUGCUGAAGCAAGGAAGUCCCUUGCGCAUGAGAGACCAUUGAUUGACAAGAGAAACAAUGAACCCUGGAAGCCGAGCUACACCACCACAAUGACUACCACUCCCGCUUUCUCCACAGCUGCAGCGGUACUUCGAGAACAACCUGUGAACCUGAGCGGCGCUGGAAGUGCCAAACGACCAUAUACCUUUGAUGAUGAUGAAGUCGCCGACAAAAAGAGUACCAAACGAUCCACCAAGCGACCGGAAGGGCAACCUAGCCUGGCGGCAUACUUUGGAAAGCCUCAAAAUAGCAAGGCUAAUGAGCCUACCACGGCUAUUACUGCCACUCGUCAAACACAUACAACCCAACCCUCUAUGUCCCUACCUCGUAUGAACCACGGGCCGACGCUCUCACAACGAGGGAACCCUCUAACCGCUAUACCCGCUCAAACCGCACCUUAUGUGCCUCCUACAAUCUGCCCGACCCUAUCACGGCACCGGAUUGGUGGCACAACCUCCACUACCACCAACCGGCGGAACAUCCGUGCCUUUACACCCCCGGAGUCCAAUGGGAGCAACUAUAUCUUCUUAUCAAGCUCGCCGCCAAGGCCCGAGCCGGGACGCAAGGAACAUGAGGCGCCGCGAUUGCCUCUGCCAUCAAACUCUAUAGUUACAACGGCAACCCGUCCGACUAGUCUACAUACUACGACUGAGGAUCGAGCGAGGGCGCAACCGGGCAGGAAGAGUUAUGGGGCCAGAAUGGGUAUGGGGGGUUGGGAGAAACGGAUGGGCGGCUCAGGAUCAUGGAAACCGCCGAGUAUGGCCGAUAAAUGA
Pseudogymnoascus destructans is the source of this 2982-nucleotide messenger RNA. RefSeq lists its product as uncharacterized. The transcript is spliced from 2 exons. Lineage: Eukaryota; Fungi; Ascomycota; Leotiomycetes; Thelebolales; Thelebolaceae. Gene Ontology annotation, molecular function: 3'-5' DNA helicase activity; hydrolase activity; DNA binding. Gene Ontology annotation, cellular component: nucleus. Gene Ontology annotation, biological process: recombinational repair. The record is from RefSeq and is a predicted model, not a curated record. Bases 1 to 2982 code for a protein of 993 amino acids.